This is a messenger RNA of Cajanus cajan (pigeon pea), 2002 nucleotides long. It is a transcript of the gene NIAP, whose product is annotated as Major facilitator superfamily protein. The record is from RefSeq and is a predicted model, not a curated record. NCBI's taxonomy places the organism in Eukaryota, Viridiplantae, Streptophyta, Magnoliopsida, Fabales, Fabaceae. Gene Ontology annotation, biological process: transmembrane transport. Gene Ontology annotation, cellular component: membrane. Gene Ontology annotation, molecular function: transmembrane transporter activity.
AAAUCGGUAGAAGACUCUUGGAUACAGGAGAUUGUGUGAAGGUGGAAACUGUAAUAUACCUAUGCAGACGUACAUAAGAUAAUCAUAAACGAGUUUCAAAUUCAACUCUCCAUUUCUUCAAAUCCUCCAAGUAUGCGACAAUCUUCUGAAUUUUGAUUACGCUAAGAAGAUCGGGUAGAAGAUAAAGCAAGAUCGAACGUUUCCAACACACCUUUCUUUUGACAACAAAAUGACGGGGGCAGAAGGCCCAAGCUACACAGUGGAUGAUGCUCUUGUAGCUUUGGGUUUUGGAAAUUUCCAAAUUCUCGUGCUUGCUUAUGCUGGUGUUGGUUGGGUUUCCGAAGCAAUGGAAAUGAUGCUACUCUCUUUUGUAGGCCCUGCAGUUCAAACUGCAUGGAGUCUUUCCGCUCAUGAAGAGAGUUUGAUAACCAGUGCGGUUUUCGCUGGCAUGCUAAUCGGGGCAUACUCAUGGGGCAUUGUUUCAGAUAAACAUGGAAGGAGGAAAGGAUUCCUUAUCACAGCAACAGUUACUGCUAUGGCUGGUUUUCUAAGUGCACUUGCGCCUAACUAUUUAUUAUUAAUUGUCCUUCGAUCUUUGGUUGGUAUUGGUUUGGGAGGUGGCCCUGUAUUAUCAUCUUGGUUUCUAGAGUUUGUUCCUGCCCCCAAUAGAGGCACCUGGAUGGUUGUCUUUUCAGCAUUUUGGACUGUUGGUACAAUUUUUGAGGCCUCACUUGCAUGGAUUGUGAUGCCAAAACUGGGUUGGAGGUGGCUUCUUGCACUGUCUUCUGUUCCCACUUCUUUCCUUCUUCUGUUCUACAAAGUGACUCCUGAGUCGCCAAGAUACCUAUGCUUGAAAGGUAGAACAGCUGAUGCAAUUAAUGUUUUGGAGAAAAUAGCAAGAGUAAAUGGAAGAGAACUUCCUUCAGGUACCCUUGUUUCCGACCACGAAAUUGAGCUACAAAAAAUUGAUAACCCUUCAGAGGAUGAUCGCUUGCUUUCACCAAGAACAAAUGAAGUUGAAGAUCCUAAAGAAAUAGUUUCCAAUUUAGGUGGUAUCUCAUCGUUGUCAGUGCUUCUCUCACCAAAAUUGGCAAGGUCAACCCUUCUAUUAUGGGCUGUGUUCUUUGGUAAUGCCUUUUCAUAUUAUGGCCUUGUUUUGUUGACCACUGAGUUAAAUGGACACAGUAAAUGCAUGUCACAUAAAUUGCAGACAGAGAAGUCCCAGGAUGUUAGUUACAAGAGUGUUUUUAUUGCUAGUUUUGCAGAGCUACCUGGGCUCGUCUUAUCGGCUGCAGCAGUAGACAAACUCGGUCGUAAGCUCUCAAUGUCAACCAUGUUCUUCAUGUGCUGUAUUUUCCUCCUCCCAUUAAUAUUCCGUCUGCCUGAAGGCUUAACAACGAGCCUUUUGUUUCUAGCUCGCAUAUGCAUUACAGCAACCUUCACAAUUGUGUAUAUAUAUGCACCAGAGAUGUAUCCAACAUCAGUUAGAACAACUGGUGUGGGAGUUGCAAGUUCGGUGGGCAGAAUUGGUGGAAUGAUAUGUCCUUUGGUAGCUGUGGGUUUAGUACAUGGAUGUCAUCAAACUGCAGCUGUCCUUCUGUUUGAGAUCGUAGCUCUUCUUUCAGGAAUAUGUGUAAUGUUCUUCCCACUUGAGACCAUGGGCCAAGAACUGAGAGAUAAUGUGCAAGUCUAAAACCGACCAACAACACACAUAUUGAGGAAACAACUAAAUCAUGAAAACAUACUGGCAAAUUUUUGCUCUGCCCUUUAAGAAGAGGAGCAGAACGGCAGAAGAGAGUUGGAGAGGAAGUAACUAUAGGGAAAAAGAUUCUGGUCUUCCUGUAUAUUUCUUAUUUCAUUAUAUUUGAACUAUUUCAGUUAUUCGUUUCCACACAUCUUGAUCUUUUUAUUUUAUUUUUUUCAAUGUGCGGAUGCAUAUUAUUUUGUAAUCUGGAAAAGGAAUUAUUGUUGAUGAGAGUAAAAUGAAAUGUCAUUUUAGUUU